Messenger RNA from Dermacentor andersoni, 1036 nucleotides. RefSeq lists its product as uncharacterized. Lineage: Eukaryota; Metazoa; Arthropoda; Arachnida; Ixodida; Ixodidae. The record is from RefSeq and is a predicted model, not a curated record.
GUCGUGGCGACGCUGCAAACGCCGGCGCUGACGUGGCCCUGGCAGCGCCGGCGGCACAGCGUGCGGGCUCGUCGGCCACUAAUCCUUCUUGAUCCAAUAUGGCCUCCCCGGUGAUGGCCUUCGUGACAUUCGCAAUGCUAGAUAUGAGCGCCGAGGCCGGUAGCUUUAUGGACAUCGAAGUCAGGCCAAAGUUCGAAGCAUGCCCAAAGAUGGACCACCACGUAGACAGAUGUCGGGAGGCGCUUCUGUCCACACCUGAGCUGGCCGAUGCGAAUGUGGACACCAACAUCGAGGUGCACAGACGGCACUACGAGUUGUGUAUGCUGACGAAGCUGAACCUUACCGCGCGCGAAGCCUUGCUCUGGUGCGAACACAAAGGAUCUCUGGCAAGAAAAAUGGCACUCUGCUACGAGUAUCUAGUGAGGCUGUAUGCACCUGGUGUCUCCGACCACCUCAUUGUGAAAAUUAUAGACGAGUUUCAGGUUUGCUUGGAGAACGCCGAAGGACCGGUGGUCCCCUCAGAAGAGAAGUCUUCCAAAGUGUCCGUAGCCCAUCCGCCACGCGCCAGUGACUUUAAGGCUCAUCGUUAUGAAAACCUUGGUGAAUACAGCAGUGAAGACGACGAAAUCUCCAGUGGCGAACAUGACGAUGCACCCAGCCAUGAAGACAUUGCGGCUGAGGAAUAUCCAAACCCUCACGACGAGUACAGCAAAACAAUCUACGAUAGAGGUAGUCAAAGUGCCAAUUUGUUCAGAGAGGCCAAUGUCAUGGGGCCUCCGAGUGACUACUACUACCCUAGGCGCGAGCACGGCCUCGGCAACGAAACCACCACUGUGAAUCCGCAGCCCAACUCCCUACCUACAAGCCUUGGACCCCGGUCAUAGCCUGCAAGAAGCCUGCGAGAGACCUGAGAAACGACUAUUCGUGGCCUGAUUAGCGGGCGUCUGAUUAUUGCGCUGUGUACAAUUCAUGCGCACGAGAAAACACGCACGGAGGGGAACAAUAAAUGAAAGUCACUAUUGCGUGAAACAUCCAA